GAGAAAGGAGCUGAGGAAAGUAGAAACUGGGAGUUUUGAGGAGGAAAUGUGCCUCAAGAAGAGGAGUGGAAGGGCAAAUACCUCUGAGAUGAAUACUAAGAAAGGCUGAGAGGGAGGAGUAAGUGAGGCUCCAGUCAAGAUGCCUUCUGGGAAUUGUAUGUCUAGUCCAGACCCCCUUGGCCAAGCAGAUUGUCUGCAUCUAUUGGGACCUGCUUGGAAUCUGUUCUUCACUUAAACCUCUACCAGUAAUCAACUGCUACAGAAGGCGAGGAAGGAAAAAGUGGCCUCUUUAUUCUGUGUUGUGAUAGCUCCAGGGGACAGAGGAAGGGAAUCAGGGAAAAUAAAGAAAGUGAUAGCAAGUGACAUCAUCCCCUCCUCUACUGCAGUCUCCUUCAGUUUGCUAUGCCAUCGGUAGAAGACCCUAAAGAAUUCUCAAGAGGCAAUGUCAGGCUUCCCUUACAUGAAGUGGAGCAGCAGAACUGGAGUAGAAGUGCAGAAGCACAGACAGAAUCACAUUUCCACUGGAAAGAGGAUGCCAUCAGCCUGAGGAGAGUGUCAGCGACAGACCCGCCAUGUCCCUAUUGCAACCAUGUCUCAAAGUAUGAAAAGCUGGCCAAAAUCGGGCAAGGCACCUUCGGGGAGGUGUUUAAAGCAAAGCAUCGCCAGACAGGCAAAAAUGUGGCAUUAAAGAGAGUGUUAAUGGAGAAUGAGAAAGAAGGAUUCCCUAUCACAGCCCUCAGGGAGAUCAAAAUUCUCCAGCUCGUCAAGCAUGAAAAUGUGGUGAACCUCAUUGAAAUCUGCAGGACCAAAGGAUCUCCAUACAACCAUGGCAAGGGCAGCAUCUACCUGGUGUUUGAUUUCUGUGAGCAUGACCUGGCUGGCCUCCUCAGCAAUGCACAUGUCAAGUUCACACACUCUGAGAUCAAGAAAGUGAUGCAGAUGCUCUUGAACAGCCUCUACUACAUUCACAGGAAUAAGAUCUUGCACCGAGACAUGAAAGCCGCAAAUGUGCUUAUCACCCGGGAUGGGGUUCUGAAACUGGCUGAUUUUGGCUUGGCACGGGCCUUCAGCCUGGCAAAGAGCACCCAGCCCAACCACUACACCAACCGGGUGGUGACUCUGUGGUAUCGGCCUCCAGAGCUCCUUCUGGGAGAACGAGAGUAUGGACCACCCAUUGACCUUUGGGGAGCAGGUUGUAUUAUGGCCGAAAUGUGGACGCGCAACCCCAUCAUGCAGGGGAACACAGAACAGCACCAACUAACCCUCAUCAGCCACCUCUGUGGAUCCAUCACCCCAGAGGUCUGGCCAAACUUGGACAAAUAUGAACUGUACCAGAAGCUAGAUCUGCCCAAAGGCCAAAAGCGGAUGGUGAAGGAGUGGCUAAAAGCUUAUGUCAAAGAUCCGCAUGCUCUGGAUCUCACAGACAAGCUGCUGACCUUGGAUCCUGCCCAGCGGAUAGACAGCAACAAUGCCCUGGAUCACAACUUCUUUUGGUCUGACCCAAUGCCCUCUGACCUCAAGAACAUGCUCUCCACUCAUCACAAAUCCAUGUUUGAGUACCUGGCUCCACCCAGGAGAAGGGGCGGGCACGUGCCACAGCAGCCAGCCAACCAGGAUCGGAAUCCUGAUGUAACCAAUCAGACAGAGUAUGACAGAGUGUUCUGAUUUCUACUGGCUGGAAAGCAAAAAGAGGCAGUCCACAUGUUAUGGAGAGCUCUGUGACUUCUUUUUAUCUAAUGGAGCAUCCCAACAGUUCUGUUUUUGUCUUUUGCAUACUUGCAGAGACAUUUUUGAAAGAUGCAGGGUUAGCUAAAUUGGUUUGAAACCAUAUAAAAGCAGAGUUGUGCAUAGAAUUCUGCCAAACCUUGAGCAAAAGUAGAGUAAUAAUUGUGGCUUUUCUGAGUAUCUUGCUUUCCAAGGUCCUGAAAUGUUCUAUUUUUUUCCAGAGCAAAGUGCUGUUCAGCUCUCAGCCAUUUUUUAUUUCUGUUUUACAUUUAACAUUACACCAUUCAGCCCAAGAAAGUUUCUUCAUUAAAAUGUUAAAGCAAUGCUACAAGAAAUUUGAUUCUA
Molecule: messenger RNA, 2070 nt
Organism: Hemicordylus capensis (graceful crag lizard)
Lineage: Eukaryota; Metazoa; Chordata; Lepidosauria; Squamata; Cordylidae
Product: cyclin-dependent kinase 9-like
Exons: 3
Coding region: 403-1665 (420 amino acids)
Biological process (GO): protein phosphorylation
Cellular component (GO): nucleus
Molecular function (GO): cyclin-dependent protein serine/threonine kinase activity; ATP binding
Source: RefSeq, a predicted model, not a curated record